Messenger RNA from Penicillium mononematosum, 318 nucleotides. RefSeq lists its product as uncharacterized. The record is from RefSeq and is a predicted model, not a curated record. Bases 1 to 318 code for a protein of 105 amino acids. Lineage: Eukaryota; Fungi; Ascomycota; Eurotiomycetes; Eurotiales; Aspergillaceae. The transcript has 2 exons.
AUGGUCCCGGCGCAUAAUCGCGAAUCCGAUCACGCAACACAAACCAAAGAAGCGAAGCACCAUGGGUACUUCACGACAGAGAAGCUGACAGAGACGGCCAACGCCCAGCAAAAGCCGAGCCACAACCGCGCCCUAGGAGAACGCCAACGCAGGACUGAUUUUGGCGUCGAGGGUGAGGUGCCUAGUGAAGAAGCCGUCGAUUCCGAUGGGAAAGAUCCAAUGGAGGUUAUGCUCGACCAGCGGCGUACGGGUCCAUUCUGGCGGCGAAAAGAUAAAUUGCGCCAUAUAUCCAUGGAUAAUGCCAAAUUUUAUGACUAA